UGGUCGCGCGCCAUGAAAUCCUCGGCCCAGCGCACAAGAUCAUUAAUCGUGGCGCCGUUAUUGGUGAAACCCCUUCCCCGCAUUAAUCAGACGCUCUCUGCCCAUUCUCUUUGGUCCUUUUUCUUUCUCUUCGUGCGGUGUCCCCUUACUUAUUCCCACUCUUUUCUCCCCCACACGCUUUCUGUCUUCCUCUCCAUUCCUUCCCCAUUCCGAUUAUCAUCAUGGCCAAGUCGUUCUCGCGCGCCGAGGUUGCAAAGCACAACACCGAAGACUCUGUCUGGUGUAUCAUCGACCACCGUGUCUAUGAUCUGACCGACUUCCUCGACGCCCACCCGGGCGGCAGCGUCGUCCUCAACCAGGUCGCCGGCCAGGACGCAACCGACGCCUUUUACAACCUGCACCGUCAAGAGGUCCUCGACAAGUACAGCAGCCAACUAUGCAUCGGCACCGUCACCGGCGAAACCCCCGAAAUUGUUUCCCCCGAGCCCGGGUCCCUGAGCGCCGUUCCCUACGCCGAGCCCCUCUGGCUGCGUCCGCAGUUCAAGAACCCCUACUACAAUGACAGCCACCGUAGCCUGCAGCGAGCCAUGCGCGAGUUCACCGACCGCUAUAUCACCCCCGAGGCUCAGGAGAAGGAGCGCGACGGCACCUAUAUCAGCCAGGGCUUGAUCGACCGCAUGGCGGAGACGAACGUCCUGGCCAUGCGUCUAGGACCGGGGCCUCAUCUGCACGGCCGGACGAUCCUCGGUGGCGCCGUCGACGGGAAGGAGUUUGACUACUUCCAUGAUAUGAUCGUGACGCAGGAGUUGGUGCGGUGUAACGCCCGUGGUUUCAUGGAUGGUAACAUGGCCGGUAUGGCCAUUAGCUUGACGGCCGUGCGCCAGUGGCUCAACAAUGUCCCUCUUCGUGAGCGGGUCACUGAGGAGGUCCUGUCGGGCAAGAAGAAGAUGUGUCUGGCCGUCACCGAGGCCUUUGCCGGUAGUGACGUGGCGGGCCUGCGCACGACAGCGACCAAGACCCCCGAUGGAAAGCACUACAUCAUCAACGGCACCAAGAAGUGGAUCACCAACGCCAUGUUUGCCGACUACUUCGUGGUCGCCUGCCGCACCGAAAAGGGCUUCUCGGUCAUCCUGGUGCCCCGGGACGACUGCGUUGAAACUAAGCAGAUCAAGACGUCCUACUCGACCGCCGCCGGCACGGCGUUCGUGCAGUUUGAGAACGCCAAGGUCCCCGUCGACCACCUGUUGGGCGAGGAGCACAAGGGCUUCAUCGUCGUCAUGAGCAACUUCAACCACGAGCGUUUCAUGAUGGCCUGCGGUGUCAUCCGCAUGUCCACGACCAUCGUCGAGGAGUGCCUCAAGUGGUGCAACCAGCGCCUGGUCUUCGGGAAGAAGCUUAUUGAGCAGCCCGUGAUGCGACAGAAGAUUGCCCGCAUGAUUUCUCUCUGCGAGGCGAACCAGUCCUGGCUGGAGUCCAUCGCCUACCAGAUGUGCAACAUGAGCUACGCGCAGCAGUCCGCCAACCUGGGCGGCCCCAUCGCCCUGCUCAAGUCGCACUCCACCCGCGCCGCGCAGGAGAUCGCCGAGCAGGCGACCAACAUCUUCGGCGGUCGCGGCAUCACCCAGUCCGGCAUGGGCCGCGUCGUCGAGAUGUUCCACCGCGGCUACAAGUUUGAUGCCAUCCUUGGCGGCACGGAAGAAAUCUUGGCGGAUCUGGGUGUGCGCCAGGCCAUGAAGAAGUUCCCCAAGGCCAUGUUGUAAAUAGGACAUUUGUUUUUUAUUUUGGUUGCAUUGUUACUCUAAGCUGUUGUCUUCUAGCUGUGUA
Aspergillus candidus is the source of this 1824-nucleotide messenger RNA. RefSeq names its product acyl-CoA dehydrogenase family protein. Gene Ontology annotation, molecular function: flavin adenine dinucleotide binding; heme binding; acyl-CoA dehydrogenase activity. The transcript has 4 exons. NCBI's taxonomy places the organism in Eukaryota, Fungi, Ascomycota, Eurotiomycetes, Eurotiales, Aspergillaceae. The record is from RefSeq and is a predicted model, not a curated record. Bases 222 to 1760 code for a protein of 512 amino acids.